ACUGUUCCAUGUUUAAUUGAUGGAGAUCAUAAGGAGUUGGAGAAGAUAUAUUUUUCUUUGCACUGUAUUUGUCAUACACAUGAUGAUCAUGAUCUAUCCCACCAUUUCCCAGCUAGACUUCGCGAGAUCUUCAUGUCCAGACGCCGGCAACAACAGCACCCUUCCCAACAGCACUUACUGGAAAAAUCUAGAAACCCUACUUUCAACGGUGUCCUCCGAUCCCCAGUUGAUAAAUUACGGCUUUUACAAUCUGUCGGCUGGAGAGGGGACAGACAGAGUGAACUCCGUCGCGGUCUGCAUCGGAGAUAUUUCAAUGGAUAUGUGCAGGAUUUGCGUGAAGGAAUCGAGUAAGAAGAUUCUAACGGUUUGCCCCAAUGAGAAGGCGGGAAUCGUGUGGUACGAUCAAUGCUUACUUCGGUACUCAGGAAGUAGUGGAAAUUACGAUUGGGGAAUGAAGUCUAUUUUCAACGGAAAUAAGGCGUCGUCGGACCCGGAUAGGUUCGUUGAGGCAGUGAAGAGCUUGAUGGGGAGACUAAGAGAAGAGGCUGCAUCAGGGAAUCGGACUCGUAAACUGGGGAAGGGGGAGAUAUCGGUGGGGAAUGAAACUGUGUACGGGCUUGUGCAGUGCAUUCCCGACAUGUCGUCGAGGGAUUGCGAUAGGUGCGUUGGUGAGGGUUCGGUGCUGAUAUCUGAAGCGAGGAUGGGAGCAAGAAUAUUCAGAGGUGGUUGUGUUUUGAGAUAUGAAAACUAUACUUUCUUUAAUCCGACGCCCAAUAAUGGUUUUCCCUCCUCAUCUCCUCUCCCAACGCCAGGAGCCAAAAAAGGCGAAGGCAAAACUAUUGUUAUCAUAGUCAUAGUAGUGUCAAUUCUUUCUGCUGUCUUUCUUUUUGUUAGCAUUUUCUUCUUUUUGUGGAUGAGAAGACAUAAAUACAAAAUGCCAUCCGACGAAGUUCAAAGCAUUGCAUUCCAAGAAGCAACAGAUGAAAUUAGCGAUGUGGAGACUAUUCAACUUGAUUUUGAGACGAUCAAAGUAGCAACAAAUGUGUUCUCAGAUGAAAAUCAACUUGGACAAGGUGGAUUUGGAGUUGUCUACAAGGGAAAGUUGUGUAAUGGACAAGACAUAGCAGUGAAGAGGCUAUCAAGAGAUUCAAAUCAAGGAGACUUGGAAUUCAAAAAUGAAGUUCUUGUAAUGGCCAAGCUUCAACACAGGAACUUAGUUAGGCUGCUAGGGUUUAGUUUGGAUGGGAAUGAAAAGCUUCUCAUUUAUGAGUUUCUACCAAAUGCCAGCCUUGAUCACUUCAUCUUCGAUGUUGUCAGACGCACAAUUUUGGAUUGGCAAACACGAUACAAAAUUAUAAAUGGUAUUGCUCGAGGAUUGGUAUACCUCCAUGAAGACUCCCGUAUUCGAAUCGUUCAUCGUGAUCUUAAAGCUAGCAAUAUUUUGUUGGAUGAAAAUAUGAAUCCUAAGAUUGCAGACUUUGGCAUGGCAAAGUUAUUCAAAUUAGACGAGACUAGACGUCAUACUCAAAAAAUUGUGGGAACUUAUGGUUAUAUGGCUCCAGAAUAUGCAUAUCAUGGACAAUUCUCACCAAAAUCAGACGUGUUUAGUUUUGGAAUUCUAAUUCUUGAAAUUAUAAGUGGCCAGAAAAAUACUGAUUUUUGCAAUGACAACGGAGAGCGAGACAUAGAUCUUUUAAACUUUGCAUGGAAAAGUUGGAGGGCAGGAAAACCUGAAAAUGUAAUAGAUAAGAUACUAAUAUCAAGUUCGAACGUUGAAAUGAUAAGAUGUAUUCAAAUUGGAUUGUUAUGUGUUCAAGAGAACGUGGUGGAUCGACCAACAAUGGCUUCAGUAAUUUUGAUGCUAAACAGUUUCUCGCUUACACUCUCUCUUCCCUCUAAACCUGGCUUUCUUUUGUACAGUAAUAAUGACUGCUCAAAUGCACAUAAUUCCCAAACAGCUCCUCCUCCAGCUUCAAAAAAUGAAAUAUCAUGUUUCUAUAACGCCACUUCCGGCCACGACCCCGACCGAGCCACUGCUCUCGCUCUUUGCCGCGGAGGCGUUCCCUUAGAACAAUGUAGAACCUGUGUCUAUAACUCCACCCUCAGAAUCCUUCAAGAUUGUCCAAACCAGAAAGAAGCUGCUGUGUGGUAUCAAGAUUGUCAAAUUCGUUACUCAAACAACUCUAUUUAUGGCGUGGAAGACAGCACUCCCCAGAUUUUCUUCUGGAACUUUCGAACAGCGGAAGAUCCGGUGGGGUUCAAUGAUGCGUUAUGGAAUUUGCUUGACCGGCUGAGGAAGGAGGCGGCGUUGGGGACCUCUGUUCUGAAGUCGGCUUGGGGAGGGGAGAAGAUUCGAAAUCGGAGUGUGGAUAUAUUAUAUGGAUUGGUUGAUUGCUAUCCUGAUUUGUCUUAUUUGGGUUGUUUUGAUUGCCUUCGGAAUCUUCAAACUGUUAUUCCAAGUUGUUGUAAUGCGAGUAUAGGGGUGAGAUUAAUUGCAACUAGUUGUCAACUCAAUUAUGAGCUCCACCCCAUUUAUCCCUUUCCUCCAUCUCCACUCCCGCCUUCUUCUCCUCCGGCCUUGCUGUCUCCAUCUUCAUCUCCGAAACCUGGAAAUAACGACAAUACUGGUAGAACUAGAACUAUUGUCAUCAUCACAGUGACCGUCGUUUCUGCUGCCAUUUUUCUUGUUGCCCUUUUUAUCAUUUUGAUAUUGAGGAAGCAAAAUCACAAGAGACCAUCAGACAAUUUUGAAGAUAUAUCCGUUGGAGAUACCGAUAAUGAAAUUAGCAGUGUGGAGACGAUUCAAUUUGAUUUUGAUAGCAUUAAAGCCGCAACAAAUGACUUCGCAAGCGAAAACAAGCUUGGACAAGGUGGAUUUGGAGUUGUUUAUAAGGGUAAGUUACCUAAUGGACAACUUAUAGCUGUGAAGAGGCUUGCGAAGAAUUCACAUCAAGGAGAUGUUGAAUUCAAAAAUGAAGUCCUAUUGGUGCUGAAGCUUCAACAUCGAAACUUGGUUAGGCUAUUGGGAUUCUGUUCGCAACAAACCGAAAGACUUCUCAUAUAUGAGUUUGUACAAAAUGGCAGUCUUGACCACCUUCUAUUUGAUUCUGAAAAGCGGAGACUUUUAGACUGGGAAACGCGUUACAAAAUCAUAAAUGGCAUUGCACGAGGACUUCUUUACCUUCACGAAGAUUCUCAAAUUCGAAUUGUACAUCGUGAUCUUAAGCCUAGCAACAUUUUGUUAGAUGUAGAUAUGAAUUCAAAGAUUUCAGAUUUUGGUAUGGCAAGAUUGUUCGAAGUAGAUCAGACUCGAGGCAAUACAAGUAGAAUUGUGGGAACUUAUGGUUAUAUGGCUCCGGAGUAUGCGAUACAUGGACAUUUCUCAGUAAAAUCAGAUGUCUUUAGUUUUGGUGUUUUGGUCCUUGAAAUUAUAAGUGGUAGAAAAAAUAACAAUUUUUACAAUGGAGAAGCCUUGGAAGAUCUCACAAGCUUCGCAUGGACAAAUUGGAGAGCAGGAACAACUUUGAAUGUCAUAGAUUCAACACUUACCUCUAGUUUAAGAUUUGAUAUGAUAAGAUGCAUUCACAUUGGACUAUUGUGUGUACAAGAAAAUAUAGCAAAUCGACCGACAAUGACUUCCAUAGUUAUGAUGCUAAGUAGUGCUUCCCUCACUCUUCCUAUACCCUCUAAACCAGCAUUUUUUAUGCAUACUACUACAAAUAGAUAUGACACAACAUUAAGAUCAGACGAAUCUAAUAGUGAAAGUCUGUCUGAUCAACAUUCGAGAAAUAAUACUUCAAUCACAGAGAUUCAUCCUCGUUAGAUUGUCAUCAUCUGUGGUCGUAAAGUAUUUGUUAUUUGAAUGGUUGUUUUUUUUUUUUAUAGAACUAUCAUUAAAAAAAUUGCAAUAUUUUAUUAUAUUUGUAAAUAGUUUCAAAAUCUCAAUGAUUCAAUGUAAUUUUUCAUGAUUAAAAGUA
This is a messenger RNA of Cucumis melo (muskmelon), 3977 nucleotides long. Its product is annotated as cysteine-rich receptor-like protein kinase 29. Gene Ontology annotation, biological process: protein phosphorylation. The coding region runs from base 20 to 3823 and encodes 1267 amino acids. Gene Ontology annotation, molecular function: protein kinase activity; ATP binding. Lineage: Eukaryota; Viridiplantae; Streptophyta; Magnoliopsida; Cucurbitales; Cucurbitaceae. The transcript has 15 exons. The record is from RefSeq and is a predicted model, not a curated record.